This is a messenger RNA of Syngnathus acus (greater pipefish), 1909 nucleotides long. RefSeq names its product cyclic AMP-responsive element-binding protein 1-like. Gene Ontology annotation, molecular function: protein binding; DNA-binding transcription factor activity, RNA polymerase II-specific; cAMP response element binding. NCBI's taxonomy places the organism in Eukaryota, Metazoa, Chordata, Actinopteri, Syngnathiformes, Syngnathidae. Gene Ontology annotation, cellular component: nucleus; ATF4-CREB1 transcription factor complex. Gene Ontology annotation, biological process: regulation of transcription by RNA polymerase II. The transcript is spliced from 8 exons. The record is from RefSeq and is a predicted model, not a curated record. Bases 170 to 1120 code for a protein of 316 amino acids.
UUCCAGGCCGAUUCUCGCUGUCGUCGUAGCCUUCGUCCUCCUCUCGGUGUUGUUGUUCUCGGUGACGCGACGGAGGUGUAGCCUGACGCGGUCUCUUACGUGUCGGUCUGAAUAAAAGUGGAGCUCCGUAGACCCGGGAGUGACGAAGCGAGUCUGUGUUGAUUUUUAAAUGACAAUGGAAGCUUGUGCCGAUACACAAUCAAGUGGUGAAACGGGUGUGAAACAGGAGUCUGAGAGUGGCCUGGCCCAGGCUUCCAUUGCAUUGAGCCAGGCGACGUCCAGCAGUCCUACCGUGGCCUUGGUGCAGCUGCCCAACGGCCAAACCGUCCAAGUGCACGGGGUGAUCCAAGCGGCUCAGCCUUCGGUUAUCCAGUCCCCUCAGGUCCAAGCAGUUCAGAUUUCAACGGUUGCUGAGAGCGAAGACUCUCAGGAGUCUGUCGACAGCGUCACAGAUUCUCAGAAGAGGAGAGAGAUCCUGUCCAGACGACCUUCGUACAGGAAAAUCCUAAACGACUUAUCAUCAGACGCUCCGGCCGUUCCGUGCAUCGAGGAAGAAAAGUCAGAAGACGACUCGGGUCCGGCCAUCACCACCGUCACCAUGCCCACGCCCAUCUACCAAACCAGCAGCGGCCAGUACAUCGCCAUCACUCAAGGAGGGGCCAUCCAGUUGACCAAUAACGGGACCGACGGCGUUCAGGGUCUGCAAGCUCUCACCAUGGCCAAUGCUACCACGGGCCAACCCGGAACCACCAUCCUGCAAUACGCCCAGACCAGUGAUGGCCAGCAGAUUCUGUUGCCUAGCAACCAGGUGGUUGUACAAGCCGCCUCCGGAGACGUUCAGGCCUAUCAGAUCCGCACAGCGGCGACCAGCGCCAUCGCCCCCGGGGUUGUCAUGGCGACCUCGCCCGCAUUGGGCACGGGGACGGGAACAGAGGAAGUCACGCGUAAACGAGAGGUGCGCCUGAUGAAAAACAGGGAGGCCGCCCGCGAGUGUCGCAGGAAGAAGAAGGAGUACGUCAAGUGUUUGGAGAAUCGCGUGGCCGUGCUGGAGAACCAGAACAAAACCCUCAUCGAGGAACUCAAAGCCCUCAAAGACUUGUACUGCCACAAAUCCGAGUAGGCGCGGCGUCAAACGCCCGCCGACUGUACAGAGACUCAGCCAAGAGCCAUGCGUACGGAUGCCAUGCUAACUUUUCUAAUUGUUUCGCUUUGUAAAAAAAAAAAAAAAAAAAAUUGGAAAAAAAACUGCAAGACAUGUAUGUGGCCCAGUCGGCAAAGUUAACUGCCAAGUACUAAGUUAGCGUUCCGUUCCCUUGACGUCGUGAUGAGUGGAUUUGUCCUCAAAGGAGCGCCCUGAAAUGAAAUUGGCCAAAGGAAGGGAUGCUGUCGCUGAGGCUUGACGAGGAGGCGGAGCUACAAGAUGUCAUCGGCCCUAGUGAUCCAACAGUCGCCCCCUCCCUGCAAGGGCUCACUUGAAGACGGAACAAGUGAUUUGACGCCGUCGCUGAAUUCGCAGCCUGGGUUCGAUCUUUGUUUCUGCUCUCCUCCUUGGCUCACUUUGCCUUGCUACGCAAACAUUAACGCUUACCGAUCAGGUAGAUAUUUUUUUUUUUUUCUUAAUUGGCGUUUGGUCUCUAACCUUAUAACUGCAGGGUCAUUAUUUUUUGUUUGUUUUUUACCAAUCUGCACAUUUUUUUAAGAUAAACUGGAGCUCCACCAAUCUGUUUGCAAUAAACAAGGGCCUUCUUUUAGACCUGGAGUGAGAAAGGAAGGAGAAAAGGGGAGAAAGAUGAAUUGACACAAAGCGCAUAUGUGAUCCUCGUAUUAUGAAAUGCUUUUUGUAUUGUGGCUUUUAAUCUAACCAUUUCUGAUGUCAUUAUUUUCUUAAAAUAAAAACCAAAAAUAAUGA